AUGCAAGUGGUCCCAGUUUUCUUGGUUUUCUUGUCACUCUUUUGUUUGUGUGGAUCAAAGAAUGCAACACCUAAUACUGAAGAAAGACAGUUUCAGCAGGUUGAGCCUGCCCAGCAAGCUGAGCAAGACUCAUACCUCAUAGAAGAAUGUUUAAGCAAGCACUUCACACACAAGUCCUGUGAGAAAGUUUUUUGUCAUCCAUGGGAACGAUGUGUGGAGGGAAAAUGCCUUUGUAAGCUCCCCUACCAGUGCCUUAAGAAUGGCUCUUCAGUUUGUUCUACCAAUGGAAAGAACUUCCGUACUUACUGUCAGCUGAAGAGCUAUGAGUGCCAGCGUCCCGAAGCCAAGUUCCUGCACAAAGGAAACUGCGUGUCUGAAGAAACAUUUUCAGUCUCUGUGGACCAUGGUGAUUCACGUUUGCUUCGAGUCAAACCUGUGAAUCAAAUGAAUGAAUUCUUUGUAUGUGACAGUAAGUGGACUAUGAAUGAAGCAAAUGUGGCUUGCAAGGACCUCGGCUUUGAAUUAGGUGCUGAAUAUUACCAAGCCAAGUCCAGCAUCACAGCAUCUGCCUUAAAUUCAUUGCAGUGUCUGCAAAUAACUUGCAGGGGCCUAGAGACAACUCUUGCUGAAUGUCACAUAGAAGUAAAAUCAAGAGACCGUCAUGAGGGAUUUGUUAGCCUCCAGUGCCAUGAAAAUCUCAGAACUUGUUCACACGGUGAGUUCCAGUGUGUCAACGAGAAGUGCAUUUCUUUGGAUAAGACCUGUGAUGGAAUCAACGACUGUGGAGACCUAAGUGAUGAGCUGUGCUGUAGAGAGUGCAGAGAGAACAGUUUCCACUGUCGGUCAGAUAUCUGUAUUCCAAAUGAGAGUGUCUGUAACAAGGAAAUCGACUGCCUCACAGGAGAGGAUGAAGCUCAAGCUCUCUGUGCAGGCAAAUACAAAGAUGUUGAAAAUGGCAGUAUGGAUGAAGAAAUAAAAACGAUAAAGAAACUUCUUCCCCAAGUACAGUGUGGUCUUACAAAUCACACAUUAACUCGACGGAAAAGAAUCGUAGGUGGAGAGACUGCAAAAAAGGGUGAAUUCCCUUGGCAAGUGGCAAUUAAAGACACUGGCAAUGAAGGUUCAACAGUGUACUGUGGAGGGGUUUAUAUUGGUGGCUGUUGGGUUCUGACUGCUGCACACUGUGUCAGCGCCAAGCGAGUCCACCUGUACCGUGUCUGGGUUGCGCUGCUGCAUACCGUGCAGCGUGACGAAGAGACAGACACUUUCAGGCUAAAACAGCUCAUAAUCCAUCAAGAUUAUAAUGCAUCCACUUAUGAAAAUGACAUUGCUCUGCUGGAGCUGAGAGGUUCUGGGGCAGGAGGAUGCUCCCUGCAAUACACCACACCUGCCUGUAUCCCCUGGUCAGAGUAUAUGUUCAGGACUGGUGACAGAUGCAAGGUUUCUGGAUGGGGACUAGAGAAAGGUUAUACCAAACAAUAUAUCCUCAAGUGGGGCAACAUUAAUUUAUUUCAGAAUUGUUCUGAAUUGUAUCCAGGACGAUUUUUUAACAAAAUGGCAUGUGCAGGUACUUAUGAUGGCUCCAUAGACAGCUGCAAAGGUGAUUCAGGAGGGCCCUUGGUGUGUUUUGAUGCAGAAAAUGUGGCACAUGUCUGGGGUAUUGUGAGCUGGGGUGAGAACUGUGGGGAUGCUGGUCACCCUGGAGUGUACACAAAAGUGGCCAGCUACUAUGAUUGGAUUAGCCAUCAUGUGACAAGGAGUCUCAUUUCACGCUACAAUACCUGA
Messenger RNA from Indicator indicator, 1785 nucleotides. It is a transcript of the gene CFI, whose product is annotated as complement factor I. Gene Ontology annotation, molecular function: protein binding; serine-type endopeptidase activity. NCBI's taxonomy places the organism in Eukaryota, Metazoa, Chordata, Aves, Piciformes, Indicatoridae. The transcript has 12 exons. Gene Ontology annotation, biological process: proteolysis. Gene Ontology annotation, cellular component: membrane. The record is from RefSeq and is a predicted model, not a curated record. Bases 1 to 1785 code for a protein of 594 amino acids.